GCGGGAACGCGCGGCACCACUUUCCCGCCGUUUUUCAACGCAUUCUUUGUUUAUAUUUUUUAAUUAAUACCAAGCAAUGAACUGUCAAAGUAAAGCUAACAAAUAUGUGUGUCCAAAUGACAGGCAGCUUUCCUUACGAGCCAAACUCCGCACGGGGUGGAGCGCCGCACGCAGCGAGCCCCCGCUGUCGGCCACGGAGCGGGAAGCCAUCGCUGCGGUGGUAAAGCGAGCCGAGAAGCUGGACGAGGUCGAGGCCAAACGCGUCGGCCGAUUGGUCGCUCGACUGGAAGGGAUGCGUCGAUCAGCGCAAGGUCCGGCACCAAGAUCUUGCCUGGUCUGCGGUGAGACCGCCAGACUUCUGUCCCCUUUGCGAACGUGCGCAAUGUGCCGGCAGUCUGCUUGCUCCAAAUGUGUCAUAGAAACCAUGCCACAUAGAUCUGCCAUUUGUUCCAGAGAACAGUACAUGUGCAAUCUCUGCGCGGAGACCAGGGAGAUGUGGAAGAAGUCGGGAGCUUGGUUCUUCAAGUCCCUGCCGAAGUAUAUCCUCCCGGAUAGAAGACCGGCGGGGAGGUACAAUGACACGGAAUUAGCCAGGGCUUUGCAGGAUGGCGGUAACAGCAGUAAUGAAGGCAGAACCGACUCGGAGCCAGGGUCGCCGCUCAGCGUCCACGCACCCUCUUUCUCCAGGCAGGGCAGCAACAAUGACAGCAGGAAAUCUGUCGGAUCUCCACACGACUCCCACUACGACUGGAAUGAAACAGACAUCCUCACACACGGGGUCAGUGGCCUGAGCCUCCAUCGCACAGACAGCAUAAGCCAACGACCAUUGGCUUCCUUAAAACGCACUGGAAGCAAAGGCAGCGCGUACAGCCUUCGAAAUGCGCGUAAAGAUGUACCAAAAUCUAUCGUCCAGAUUGAAAGACCUCCCACGAUACCUGAUGCAGGGUUCGGGACCUUGGAAAUUAAACUGGCAUACGAUAAUGCCACUUCUUCGUUGGCUGUCAUGGUGCUAAGAGCCAGAGGUCUCAUCGGAAUGGAUAUGACUGGACUGUCUGAUCCGUUUUGUAGAUUAGAAGUGUUGCCGAGAGAAGGCACCUAUUCUAAUAGACUUCGCACAAAAACAGUGCACAAAACAAAAAAUCCCGAAUUCAACGAAACCCUCCAUUUCUUCGGCAUCACAGAAUCAGAUCUUUCAAGCAAAUCCUUGGAAAUCGUCUUAUUUGACGAUGAUAGAUAUGGUUGCGACGAAAUGGGCUCAGCCACCGUUUCUCUACGGGAAUGCGCCAAGUCUCCUCUACAGCUCCGCUUGGCGUUGUCUGGGGCCGCCACUGCCGAGCCUACGGGGCCUCGGAUACUGCUUGCUCUGUGCUACAGCACGAAGAGACGCGCGCUCGUCGUCACUCUGUGCAGGGCCGCUGAUCUCCCUCCGCAGGAUAGCAAUGGCUACUCGGAUCCUUUUGUGAAAUUACAUUUAGACCCCGACCCUUAUCAUAAGAAGCAUAAAACAUCGAUCAAAUGGAGAAACCUAAAUCCAGUUUGGAAUGAGGAGUUCCUUUUUGAAACGCGACCCACCGAACUUUCCCGCCAAAACCUUACACUGACAGUUUGGGACAAAGACUACGGGAAGCCUAAUGAUUUUCUUGGCAGUUUAGUCCUAGGCUUCAGUAGUAAGGGCAGAAGGCUGAAACACUGGAUGGAUUGUAUAAAAUUCCCGGACCAUAGACACGAACAAUGGCAUUCUCUAACGGAUACCCAACACUUGUAAAUUCAUGCAGGUUUAUUCUAUAAAUACUGUUUAGUUGAUAAAUUAUAGGACUUGGAAAAUCGGAAAUUAUGUGAAAUCUGGUUCAAAACCUUGAAAACAUAUAGUUGCGUUCAUAAAAAAAUAUAAUAAAUUACAAACUACUUAUUUACUUCUUUUUGAGCCUUUUGGGGUGGAAGCCGGGGGAUCCAUCAGCACAUUAGCUUUUUAACGUUCUCUCUAAAAGGUUGAUAGUAGUAUCAGCAUUCUAGACACGUUGCCGAGGGCGAACGUUCUACAGGAACUAAACAAUUUAUUAAUUUAAUGUUAGCUUAUUUUUUUUAUUAAAAAUCUCUGCUCUAUAAAUUUAUCGUUUCUAAAAUCAUAAUUACUUUACUUAAAUAUAAAUUAAGAGCUUCGAAAUGUAUGGUGCUAGGAUACGAAAACAUAACUUGUUAAAAAUACACAAAGGCAGGCUAUUCUCGUAAAUAUAUUAUCUACAUACAUAUGAUUACAAUAAAAUGAAUGAAUAUACACGUAUAUUAAAGAGUAUAUCAACUGUUAUAAUACAUAGUAGUUAUCACUAUUAGAUAGGACAUAAAAAUCUAAUUUUGGGUAUGUGGUAG
Molecule: messenger RNA, 2367 nt
Organism: Amyelois transitella
Lineage: Eukaryota; Metazoa; Arthropoda; Insecta; Lepidoptera; Pyralidae
Gene: Rph
Product: rabphilin-3A
Exons: 9
Coding region: 77-1765 (562 amino acids)
Biological process (GO): intracellular protein transport
Cellular component (GO): membrane
Molecular function (GO): small GTPase binding
Source: RefSeq, a predicted model, not a curated record